Molecule: messenger RNA, 2408 nt
Organism: Nannospalax galili (Upper Galilee mountains blind mole rat)
Lineage: Eukaryota; Metazoa; Chordata; Mammalia; Rodentia; Spalacidae
Gene: Hdc
Product: histidine decarboxylase
Exons: 12
Coding region: 119-2092 (657 amino acids)
Biological process (GO): histamine biosynthetic process; L-histidine catabolic process
Molecular function (GO): histidine decarboxylase activity; pyridoxal phosphate binding
Source: RefSeq, a predicted model, not a curated record
AUGAGGGGCUCACACUGGUUGCACAGCACGAUCAAGCAAGAAGCUGGGUUGUUUCCCUUCUGCAGAACUGCCCCCCACUGCCUCCGGUGUCUGUCGGCCAGAAGCAGCCAGAGACUUGAUGGAGCCCUGGGAGUACCGCGCUAGAGGAAAAGAGAUGGUGGAUUAUAUCUGGCAGUACCUGAGCACCGUGAGAGAGAGGCGGGUGACACCAGAUGUGCAGCCUGGGUACCUGCGAGCCCAGCUCCCUGAGAGUGCUCCAGAGGAGCCUGACAGCUGGGAUAGCAUCUUUGGAGACAUCGAACGGAUCAUCAUGCCUGGGGUGGUACACUGGCAGAGCCCCCACAUGCAUGCCUACUACCCAGCCCUUACCUCUUGGCCCUCCCUGCUAGGAGAUAUGCUGGCUGAUGCUAUCAACUGCUUAGGAUUCACAUGGGCUUCCAGCCCGGCGUGCACAGAGCUGGAGAUGAAUGUCAUGGACUGGCUGGCCAAGAUGCUGGGACUCCCUGAGCACUUCCUGCACUACCACCCCCGGAGCCAGGGGGGAGGUGUCCUGCAGAGCACCGUCAGCGAAUCCACCUUGAUUGCCCUGCUGGCAGCAAGGAAGAACAAAAUCCUAGAAAUGAAAACAUCUGAGCCCGAUGCUGACGAGUCCUCUCUGAAUGCUCGUCUCAUUGCCUACGCCUCUGACCAGGCUCACUCCUCAGUGGAGAAGGCUGGUUUGAUUUCCCUUGUGAAGAUGAGAUUUCUGCCUGUGGAUGAUAACUUCUCACUCAGAGGAGAAGCUCUUCAGAAAGCCAUUGAGGAAGACAAACAACAGGGCUUGGUGCCCGUCUUUGUGUGUGCAACACUAGGGACCACUGGGGUCUGUGCAUUUGACAGGCUGUCAGAGCUGGGCCCCAUCUGUACCAGUGAGGGACUGUGGCUUCACAUUGAUGCUGCUUAUGCGGGCACUGCCUUCCUGUGCCCUGAGCUCCGGGGGUUCCUGAGUGGCAUUGAGUAUGCAGACUCCUUCACGUUUAAUCCUUCUAAGUGGAUGAUGGUACACUUUGACUGUACUGGGUUCUGGGUCAAGGACAAGUACAAGCUGCAGCAGACCUUCAGUGUGAACCCCAUCUACCUCAGGCAUGCCAACUCGGGUGUGGCCACGGACUUCAUGCAUUGGCAGAUCCCCCUGAGCCGACGAUUUCGCUCUAUUAAGCUCUGGUUCGUGAUUCGGUCCUUCGGGGUGAAGAACCUUCAGGCUCAUGUCAGACAUGGCAUGGAAAUGGCGAAAUAUUUUGAAUCUUUGGUCAGAAAUGACCCUUUCUUUGAAAUUCCUGCCAAGAGACACCUCGGUCUGGUGGUUUUCCGUCUGAAGGGUCCUAACUGUCUCACAGAAAGUGUGUUAAAGGAAAUAGCCAAAGCUGGUCAGCUCUUCCUCAUCCCAGCCACUGUCCAGGACAAGCUGAUCAUCCGUUUCACCGUGACAUCCCAAUUUACCACCAAGGAUGACAUCUUGAGAGAUUGGAACCUCAUCCGAGAUGCUGCCACUCUCGUCCUGAGCCAGCACUGCACUUCCCAGCCAACCCCUCGGGAAAGGAGCCUCAUCCCUCCAAUCAGAACCCUGGCCAGUGGAUUAUCCCUGGAGUCUGUCAAUGAGGGAGGAGAUGAUCCAGCCCAGGCCAGGAAGAUCAUCAAGCAGCCCCAGCACAUGGGAACCAGUCUGGUGAGAAGGGAAGACAGCUGUGACCUUGACAGUCUGCUGGAUCCUCUUGAUGACUGCUUUUCAGAAGAGGCCUCAGAUGGCAGCAAGCACAAGCUGUCGUCCUUUCUGUUCAGCUACCUGUCGGUGCAGAGUAAGAAGACAGUACGAUCCCUCAGUUGCAACAGUGUACCCAUGAGUGCUCAGAAGCCACUGCCCACAGAUGGUUCUACAAAGAAUGGGGGCUCCUCCCGGGUCAGGAUCUUUUCCAGGUUUCCGGAAGAAAUGAUGAUGAUGAAGAAAAGUGCCUUCAAAAAGCUGAUCAAGUUCUACAGUGUCCCCAGCUUUCCUGAAUGUAGCUCUCAGUGUGGGCUCCAGCUGCCCUGCUGCCCCCUGCAGGCCAUGGUGUAGACAGGCGUCAUCAACCAGAAUCCAAAGAUGUGCGUCAGGGAGUCUGUGACCUCCUCAAAAUUGUGUGCCGUUUGUGUGCUUCUGUAUAUGUGCACUGGAAGGGGGAGUAAGUCCAUAAUUUUGAUCAGAUUCUCACAGGGGUUCAUGACCAACAAUGGGAUGUAAUUGAAGAGUUUAAGCCAUAAUGAACAAGAGGCUUCCAGUAGCUUGUCAGACAGAAAGGGCCCCCAUUGGUGUACUGACAGGCAGCUUCUGUGGCUCAGCUUGUAGUAUGAAAUUUCAUCUAGAAAUAAAUUGUGCUUAUCUCUGAAAUAAA